AUGGCUCCAGUCGCUCAAAGCGACAUUGACAUGGACAGCCAUACUUCGGACAUGGCCAGCCACGACUCGCAGCUGCGCCGACAAUUCUCCGAGCCACUCCAUGCUCAUUCUACAUCUACUCACUCGCCAUCCCUUUCACCCACCACCCCCAGAGCUAAGUGCGCAUGGUGUGGGAAAUUCUUCGAGUCCUCAGAUGACGAUCCAUAUUCUCAAAAUGAGGCUCUCGAAGAACACAUGGCUACGAUGCAUCCGCACAUUGCCAAGUUCUCUUUGUAUGAUGGCGUCGCCGAUGAAGAGAAAGAAGAGGCAUAUGACGUCGACGAACACCCUGGAGAUGACACUGUACUCACAGCACCAGUGUCGGAAGCAGAUGAUGCUCUGGAGGCCGAAGAAGACGGUCUAAUGGAAGCCGCCGAUGAUGGUGUGCAUGAAAGUACUGAAGCCAUGGAAGGUUACGAUAACGAAAAUGACCAGAACGACCUUGACGGCCCUGAUGCCGAAGGGGACGGAGACGGUCAUGAAGGCGAGUCAGACCUUGCUCUAUUCAAUCAACUCCACGAGUUUUCUCGCCAAGAAGAUUCGGUGUCCUUGGACAAACGUAUUCAUAACCUCUGGAACCUCCAUGAAAUCAGCAAGUUUUCUGGAGGUUUUGAAGAGACAUCGGCCAACAUCAGUGGAACCUGGAUGAAAGUCUUCGAGGACCCCAAACGUGCCAAGAAACGUGAUACAUCUGAAUUAUUAGUACGCCCGGAACCUUACAAAAACUCCAAGAGCUCUAGAGGAGACUUUCUUGAGAUCUCGCCUCUGGAAAAUUUCUUGGUCCAACUCCGUGAUCCUGAACUGCGCUCAAGCGAUGAGCUUUACGCCAUCACUGAAAACGUUGCCAAUGUCCUAAAGGUAUGGCAAGACGAGUACUUGGCCAUCGAAAAGCUCUGCAAACAUGCAACCCGGCAAAAUGUAAAGGCAACCAGCGACCCACGGAAACUCGACCGACCCGAGGUUUAUGAAGACAAGAAGGAGGCGAUGCUCUACGGCUACAAGCAUGAAACGAAAGAAGAUAAAGUUCGCAACCAGAACCCCUUCGUUCAAGGUGGAUUCAAGCCUACGCCAGCUCAGUUCAGAAAGAUGACUGCCAAAGCUGGCCCAAAUAAUCCUAAUCCGGACGGUUGGCCAACAAUUACGAAAUUCGGCGUUGAGCAUGUUCCCAAGUUUCAGAACCCUCCGCGAGAGGAGUUCGUCGGUAAGGCAACUCGCAAGCGCAAGGCCGCAGAGUUGGAAGCAGCCAACAAAGCCAACGAGACCGACGAGGCAUUGAACGGGACACCAGCACCCAUAGAGGAAGAGUCAUUUGGGAAGCGGCGCACUCGCACCCGGCGUGCUGGGGAGCUGGAUACUCAACCCACAGGGUCUCCGGCCCCCUCACGAGGCUCCGUUCGUGGCCGGGGCCGGGGCCGCGGGCGGGGAGCUGCGCGUGGAAUGUCUCGUGCGGGCUCGGAGGCUCCGCAGCCUGUGGCCCCGGUGGCGCCAGCUCGGUCGGUUGGUCGUGGCCAUGGCCGCGAGGCUGCAACGUCCGCUGGGCCGUUACAAUCACGUCCUGCCACGGCUCACACUCAGGCAGGCGUUGCCCAUGAUGAAUUACUCGACCCCGCUGAGAAGGCUCGCCGCGAAAAGAUCGCCAACUCCAAAAAUCCAAAGCGGACAGAGGCCAUGCUCAACCACUGGGCCCGGUUCAACCGGGAGGGCCGGACCCGUAACCCGAAACGAUCCAAAGCCCAGAUUGAGGCCGAUCGGGCGGCCGAAGCUGCCAGAAAGGCAGCCGAACCUCCCAAGACUGUCGGCAAGAAGAAGAAAUCAGACAGUCCAGUUUGGGGGGCCCCGAGAGCCGACACAGGUCUUGCUCCAGCACCAGCCAUGCCUGGGCCAGGCUCGCUGCGCCCGGCCCUCCCGGUCCACAUCCCCAACUGGCACCCAUGCCUCCAGCGCGGGGGUCAAUGGCGCCGUAUGCACCCAUCGAUCCCCGGACGGUAG
Messenger RNA from Aspergillus nomiae NRRL 13137, 2028 nucleotides. RefSeq lists its product as uncharacterized. Bases 1 to 2028 code for a protein of 675 amino acids. The record is from RefSeq and is a predicted model, not a curated record. The transcript is spliced from 2 exons. NCBI's taxonomy places the organism in Eukaryota, Fungi, Ascomycota, Eurotiomycetes, Eurotiales, Aspergillaceae.